Messenger RNA from Vicia villosa (hairy vetch), 1141 nucleotides. Its product is annotated as oligoribonuclease. Gene Ontology annotation, cellular component: mitochondrion. The record is from RefSeq and is a predicted model, not a curated record. Gene Ontology annotation, molecular function: nucleic acid binding; 3'-5'-RNA exonuclease activity. Bases 53 to 847 code for a protein of 264 amino acids. Lineage: Eukaryota; Viridiplantae; Streptophyta; Magnoliopsida; Fabales; Fabaceae. The transcript is spliced from 8 exons.
CGCACUGUGACUGUGUCAGUAUUCAGUAAGGAGCAUUAUUGCAGUUUAACUCAUGAAAUUACGACUUUUCACUUUAAAACUUCCCCAUAAAAACUUCAACACAAAGAAACUAAUUUGUAGCCAAAAAAUGGAAAACCUUGCGAACUCUUUCUCGGUGUUGGAACUCGACGCUGAUGAUAGCAACAUUCAACCACUUUCUCUUCCUCCCAGUAGUAGUAAUGGAAAGAAAGCUAAUGGAAAAGCUUUACAAAUGAUCAAGGAGAAACAAAUUCCAGCGGCUUAUUUGCCUGAAUUCAGGUUACCUCUUGUCUGGAUUGACUUGGAAAUGACUGGUUUGAAUAUUGAAGUGGAUAGAAUACUGGAGAUUGCUUGUAUAAUUACAGAUGGAAAUUUAACCAAAUCGGUGGAGGGUCCUGAUUUGGUCAUACAUCAAACUAAGGAGUGCCUUGACGCAAUGGGAGAAUGGUGUCAAAGUCAUCAUGCAGCUAGUGGGUUAACAAAAAUGGUGCUUGAAAGUACAAUUAGUGAAAGGGAAGCUGAAAAGCAGGUUAUUGAAUUCGUUAAGAAACAUAUUGGUGGUACAUACGCACCUCUUUUAGCAGGAAAUUCAAUAUAUGUUGAUUUUCAAUAUCUUAAGAAAUACAUGCCAGAAUUGGCUGGGAUCUUCUCUCAUGUGGUCGUUGAUGUUAGUAGUAUUUCAGCACUUUGCAUUCGUUGGUAUCCUAAAGAUCAGAAGAGAGCACCUUCAAAAGAAAAAAGGCACAGAGCCCUGGAUGAUAUUAGAGAAAGCAUUGAGGAACUUAGAUACUACAAGGAAAACAUUUUCAAGCCAAAGAUCAAGAAAUGAUGGGAUAGCUAACAGACUGUGAAUUUUGAUGGAAAGUUUCCAAGUCAAGUGUAAACCUCACUGUUAUGACAAAGUUUAUGCACCAAUCAAAUAGGUCUUGAUUUUGGAUUGUGUAUUUUUUGACAGUUGUACAAACUCAUCCUCAAUUAUAUUGAGAACCCUGACAUGCAAAUUUCAACUUAUGUAAAUCCAUUCAAGGCAAAAACAUGUGCUACUAUUGUCGAUAACAAUACCCAGAAUUGUUUUGCUCGUGUAAAAUGCAAUGUUUUUAAAUCAUAUCAGAGCUUCCAGUCA